Sphenostylis stenocarpa is the source of this 1224-nucleotide messenger RNA. NCBI's taxonomy places the organism in Eukaryota, Viridiplantae, Streptophyta, Magnoliopsida, Fabales, Fabaceae. The record is from the annotation of a GenBank genome assembly.
AUGAACUUCAGGAACUACGGUGAUAAUAACCCCACUUGGGAUGCCAUGCAUGGGAAGACACCAGCAAAUGUUAAUUCUCUGCUGAGACAGCCCUCAGUAUACUCCCUUACGUUUGAUGAGUUUCAGAGCACCAUGGGUGGGAUUGGGAAGGAAUUUGGGUCCAUGAACAUGGAUGAACUCUUGAAGAACAUUUGGACAGCUGAAGAGACUCAGGCCUUGGCAUUUUCUGCUAGUGCAGGAGAAGGCCACAACCAUAACCCAAUUAUUGGUGGUUUGCAAAGACAGGGUUCUUUGACAUUGCCAAGGACUCUUAGUCAGAAAACAGUAGAUGAGGUUUGGAGGGACUUGAUCAAAGAUAGUGGUGGGACCAAAGAUGGGAACGGUAGCAAUGGUGGUUCAUCCAUUCCUCAAAGGCAACCAACAUUGGGAGAAAUAACUUUGGAGGAGUUUUUGGUGAGAGCUGGGGUGGUGAGAGAAGAUGUACCUCAACAACAAAUUGGAAAACCAGAUAACAAUGGAUGGUUUGGUGACUUUCCUAGACCAAACAAUAACACUGGCCUACUUCUUGGGUUCCAACAACCAAAUAGAAGUAACGGGAAUAUUAGUGAGAGGGUGCUGGAGAGCAACAAUAACUUAGUCUCCAAACAACCUCCUCCUUUAUCACUAAACUCAAACCACUCUCAACGACCAACACAACAGCCACCACCACUUUUUCCAAAGCCAGCAAAUGUAGCUUUUGCUGCUCCUAUGCAUUUGUUGAACAGUGCUCCACUUGCUAGCCCUGGUAGAAGAGGAGGCUUGAUUGAGCGUUCAUUGAAUGUUGGAAUGAUUGGUUUAGCCUCGGCAAAUCCAGGGGCUUCUCCCUCAAAGAAAAUAUCGCCGGAUGUAAUUACAAGAACUAACGUAGAAAACUCUUCCCUGUCACCAGUUCAUUAUGCAAUCAACAGGGGAAGAAAAUGCAGUGCUAUAGAGAAAGUGGUUGAGAGAAGACAAAGGAGAAUGAUAAAAAAUAGAGAAUCAGCUGCAAGGUCACGAGCUCGUAAGCAGGCCUACACUUUCGAACUAGAAGCUGAAGUUGCAAAACUUAAGGAAAUAAACAGAGAAUUACAAAGAAAACAGGCAGAAAUUAAGGAAAUGCAGAAGAAUAAGGAUUUGGACCCUGCAUGCCGGCCAAGGAUAAGUAAAAUACAAUGCUUGAGAAGGACACUUACAGGACCAUGGUAG